Messenger RNA from Morone saxatilis (striped sea-bass), 1991 nucleotides. RefSeq lists its product as uncharacterized. Gene Ontology annotation, cellular component: nucleoplasm. The record is from RefSeq and is a predicted model, not a curated record. NCBI's taxonomy places the organism in Eukaryota, Metazoa, Chordata, Actinopteri, Moronidae. The transcript is spliced from 5 exons. The coding region runs from base 10 to 1485 and encodes 491 amino acids.
GUGUCUAUCAUGUCCGACUCGGUUCAGACCACCUCCGACAGUCUGUGUAAACUCGUCCGCUGGGCCCACAGCCACGGCACCAUCUGCAACCUCAUCCCCAGCCUGCAGCACUUCACCUGUGGGUCCUAUUGUAACGUGCUGACACCAGACCCUGGUCCCCAUGGCAGCAGUGUUCCUGUCGCUAUGUGGGGUUGUGGUGCCGGACACGCCUACCACUGGCCCCUCAAUGACUGUGGCAGCGGCCGAGGAGGCUCAGCAAACACCAGCCAGAGCCAGGACAGGUUUGUUCGAGGGCGUUCAUCCAAUAAGGUGACAGUGAGGGCAUCAUGUGACCUCUCUUGUAGCGAAGCAGCAUCAGAGGCUGAGGAGUUCAGCAGCCGGCUGUUCGACAUGGCCGGCUGUGAUUCGUCGGCCACAGACGAUGAUGCCGACUAUGAGCCUCUGCCAUGCAGGAAAAGAGGCGGGGCAUCGGGAGGAGCAGCUGCCGGGAAGAAGGUCAAGCAGGAAGUAACCUCAGCAGAGGAUUUUGACACUGCUGCUAACAUAGCUAGCACGGGGCUAGUUGUGACAGAGGCUGUCAAUGUUUUACAGACUUGUCAGGCACCAAACACACACUGUCAAAUCACACACACACUGUUGCCCAACAAGACCCUCCCACCCUGCCCCCAGCCCCAGCACGGACAGGAUCUGGGGUGUGAGGGAUUAGUGGACCCAGAGAUGGGGCUGCUGGGAGGAGGCAGCUGCAUGACAGGGACCACGGAGCAGGCUGAGGGAUGCAGCUCCGCCACAGGGACUACAGAGAAGACUACAGGGGGGCAGAAUGAGCUGGAGCAGCUGCAAGCGUUACUUUGUGCAGAGCGCAGCCGCAACCAGCAGAUGACGGAGAUCAUCUCAAGUCUGAAGCAGGACAAAGAGCUGCUGCAGCAUGAACUCACUAAGAAAGCCGAGCUCAUCUGUGACUUCCUGCAGGACAAACUGCGGCCAGAGAAGAAGUGGCCUCGUUGCUCUAAUCAGAUGGAACCGGGAAGUUCGCACAUGACCUCUCCUGAUGAUGUGGCUGGUUCUGAUACGCCAACGCUGUUUGACUCAUUUGAAGAAAUGGAGCUUCACCCUCUGAAGCUCCACCGGACCCUGAAGAGCAAGAGGAGCCGGGAUGGAGAAAACACCCGAGUCAGGAUGAAAAACGUGGUGGGUGUGAUAGCGCGCUACAUGACUGCCCUCAAAGAGUUUUGCCGUGGCGUUUCCAUGAAGGUGGCCUUCGACCGGGUCGGUGUGGACCGCAACACCAUCUCCCGUACAGCGGCCAUAGCAGAGCUCAGCCUGGCCGCUCCGGAGGUGUUUCAUGCACUGGCACCGUGGGACGAGAAGGAGGAGACGCUGGCGCAUUAUUCCCACCGCUGCAGACAGGCGAUGGAUGACAACAUUAAGGCCAAAAUCAAAACGAUGAAGGCAAAAGGCGAACUGCUGCCCAUCGUAUCAAAGUGACAAACAGAUAGUUUGCGGACUCAGUCAGAGGCCUACAAUGCACACUUCUUGUACUUGUAAAAAGACAGCACAAACAGAAAAGAUGGCCACAUUUAUGUUACUUUGGAUGUAGAAAUGAGUCUUUAUGCCUCUUAGGGUAAGUGGAUUUCUCCUUGUACGGUUGUGAAACAUCUGUCCAAUGUUGUGACUCUGGAAAGAAUAAGUGCUUCUUCAGUUCUGUCAUCAAACCAUUAAUUUAUGCUGCAUUCAUGGCAGCUCAUUUUAAUCAAGUUUCAACUUUUAAGAAAAACAUUAAAAAUGAUAUAUAAUGACUUAUUGGUUCAUUCUGUGGUGGUCACUCAGAGCACUUUAUAGUUACAGUAUAGUGUAGUAUAUAGUAUAGUAUGAUCAAUUAGGGAUUUUUUGUAUUCAAGUUUCAGUGACUCAAAAAAAAGUUUUUUAUGCAUAGUAAUACACUGCAUGUGUUGUUUUGUGUACUGCCAACCACUGUUUUACAAUAAACUACU